CUGUCGGAGAGGGCAUUGACUUAAAUUGUUCAAGGACACGUUGGCAUUUUUGACCGAAGUAGUUGCACGUUGAGUGUGACAUUAUUAAGUGCCCCUCCGGUUAGAGCGACGAGCAUGGGAACUGGUGAGGAAGACACAAUUAUCCAGAUGUCACCCUGUGUGAAGGACCGGGAGACCAUGUUGGGGCAAUGUCUUCAAGCACGCGCUCAGCUGGAAGCUGCUAUCAGUGAGAUAUGCAAAGUAGAGCAACAGCUUUGUGAAAAUGCCAGAGAGGUAAAGUCUCAGCUGCACAGCUGUAUCAGCAGGCAUUUGGAGUUUCUUCGCUCCCGGGAAGUUUGGCUGCUUGAACAAAUUGAGAUUGUCCAGUGCCUUAAAGAAGAAGCUUUGCAGCAACAAUUGCAGCAACUGCAUUUGCUGCUUGGACAAUUCAACGCUGUAAUCCUGCAAGUGGAGAACUGCAGCAGCAACACUUUGUCCAAUCAGACUACCAGCUGUCUGGAAAAAUUGGCAAGUCUGAGCUUGAACCCAGAAGAAACCCCCGAGAUGAGUUUCCAGGCUGAUGUUCAUUCUCUGCGCAAGGCCAUUACUUCAUUUGGGACCAUUGCCUCACAGGAUCUUGAGUCGAUCUCUGGUAACGUAAAACCACUUCUGGAGUCUGGCCCCUCUCACACUGACUGGCUGUUAAAUAGCUGUCCUGUAGCUGCGCAACAUUACAAACCUAAAGAGAAGAUAACUGAGCCUAUUUCUGGAGCACCGCUUUCUCAAUGGCUGUUGGGUAGCCACUCCAGUAGUAAUACUUCUAGUGGAUUCAGUGGUAGCACUGAUCUAAAGGACUGGCUUCUCAAACCUGCAGAUGAAGCAAAAGUAGCAAAGGACUCUUGUCCUGUGAUUUCAUUUGACUUUGAGGCAGCCUGGGGUCAGUUACAUGAUCUUGAGUGCUGGCUUCUGCAGGAAAGAGUGCCCUCUAGGAAUCGAGCUCAAAGUGACCUCAGCACCACCAGCUGCUCGCUUUCAAUUGAGAAGAUUGAAGACUCCGAUCUGAACUUCACAGAGGAUGAAACUGAAGCAUCUGAAAACAGUAUGGAUCUUGGCGAGUGGCUUGUUACACCAUAUCCAGAAGCAGGUAAACCCCAAGAUACAUACACUGAUGCCGAGCAAUGGAAAUCUGCCUUAAAACCAUUUGAAGAAAAGUAUUCGUCCAGUGACUGGCUUCUAAAGCCUGAAGCUGGAUGCGGCUCUUGCUGUGGCACCUUGGCCCAAGCAGUUGAGAUUGAAAACCUUGGUAAUCUGAAGUGCCUGAAGCAAACCCCAUUAUUAUCGAGUUCUAGCCAUUGGCUAAUGCAGCAAGCCCCCCCAGUCAAAGUUGAGCAAGUCUGUAGAGCCAAUGAAACCUGCAAUAGCUUUUCUGAAUGCGUAUGUGAGGAGAGCUGCAGUCGUGAGGCUUUGCGUUCUUGGUUGCUUAAACAAGAAGGCCGAGACAAAAAUGGUCUUCCCAUAAACAAAAAUUUGCCAAACACCACUGAAAAAGAGCAUGAUAAGAUGUCUUCCAGCUUGGACAGCUGGCUGCAUCCCAGUAGAAGAGUGAAUGCUCUAUCCAAGGAAUCGGAAGAAAAAGCCAGCAGAGAAGAACAGAGUACAGAGUCCAAGGAUCCUUUUCUCACCACCCUGCAAACUGAAUGUUGGGUUCUCCCAUCUUCACAGUCCACUGCAUCUCCCGAGUGUAAAGACCAGAGCCAGGAUAACUUCAAUGAGAAUGAUAAGUGGCUGUUACGUAAGAUAGCACAUCAGGAGCAGUUUGUUUUCCCAUCAUCAGUCAGUGACCUUUUUUCUUGUAUGAAGCUUACUUUAGAACAAGAGAAGUGGCUCUACAAGAACCCUCUACAGCUUUGAUUUCCAGCAACAAUGACUGUGAACAUUAGGAGAAAUCAUGUAACAGCUGACCCAUUCAUUACUGCACAUCCAAAUAUGAUGCCUUCCUACACCUUGCUUUUAACACAUUCGGAGGACAUGGAACAGUACUUCUCUUUAAACCCAAGCUGAGAACAUCAUUUGGAAGUUACCCAAAAUACUAACCCGAACCUUAUUCACAAGAAGGCUUCUAUAAAUCUUAGAUUAGCUAGGUUUCUAUGUAACAUUGUUCUGUUGUUUAUGCCCUCUAAAGAACUCGAAUUCAUGACAUUUUAUGUUUUAUGUGACUAAAGCACAUUUUAUGGAGUAGUCUGUUCUUUAGAAGGCUCUGAUGAAUGAUUCUGCCCCGUUGGGGUGUAUUGGGUCAUAAUAUUGAAUCUAUCUGAAGAAAUGUUAGCUUUGUACAAGUGAUUGGAGAUAUAAUUGAAUUACUGUAUGGGUUAUUUUUAAAAUCUUGGCUGUGUUUCAUUGCUUUUAUGUUUACUUUCCCCUCAACAUUUGUUUUAAUUCCAAACUGAAUGAGUCACAUUCUGUCUAACCAAGAUGAUUGUCCGUUUGCUUUUUUUCCCAGGACAAUGUAAGCUGGCUGCUGUGUGACUUUGCAUAGGGCAGUAAAGAGAGCGGUGUGGCCUCUGUCUUCUCAGAGCUACAUUUUACUUUUGUGCUUGGCACUUGUGAACUGUAGGUUCUAGUUUGGACACGUUUUCUGCCUCGUACUUCUACCUGCACAGCGUACCACUCUAUGUACUACUUGUCCUGCAUCUGCCACUUUAAAACUUACAUAUUGGAUAUAGCAGGUGAAGCUUUUACUUCUAAUAAAGUGCUUUUAUUAUAUUAGAUAGGAAAAAGAUUUAUACUAUGUUAACUAAUGUUAAUUAAUUGAUAAUUAUCCAACCAUUAAUUAAAAAAAAAAAAAAAAAAAAAAGUAAUUGUGGUAGUUGUCGUCUUUGUGUAAAAUGUGUACACUUUACCUUCACAUGUUUUGUUAACAAGAUCCAAGCUGACUGUUCAUCUGCGGCAUCAUGUAAUGGGUGUCCUCUGCCUUUUAAUUGUAAGAAAAUAAAACACAUCAGGUUGUACUGCACUCUUCUUCAUUGUUGUUCGCAACUUCCCUGAAGAACAGAAUAAUCUGAAUACAAUACUUUAUUGCAAGACAUAACGGUAUUCAAGAAUUCUAACUAUGGUAAUAUAGUCAGUAUCAAAAGUUUGAUGCAAAUAUUUUAUUAUUCCUUCUGCUCUUUUUCUAUAACCCAUAUGACCAUAAUCCAGGUUUUAAUACGAUCAAGUUAAAAGUCUAAUGACUCAACAAAUAUAGGACAAGAUUACAAAGUUGUUUUUGGUAUGUAUCAAUUUAAAUGUCUUUAAUAAACCAUAAAUAUUGAGCAAGAAA
Messenger RNA from Erpetoichthys calabaricus (reedfish), 3298 nucleotides. It is a transcript of the gene ncoa4, whose product is annotated as nuclear receptor coactivator 4. The transcript is spliced from 10 exons. Bases 115 to 1890 code for a protein of 591 amino acids. NCBI's taxonomy places the organism in Eukaryota, Metazoa, Chordata, Cladistia, Polypteriformes, Polypteridae. Gene Ontology annotation, biological process: intracellular iron ion homeostasis; response to hormone. The record is from RefSeq and is a predicted model, not a curated record. Gene Ontology annotation, molecular function: transcription coactivator activity.